AUGAGAAAACACUUCAUGUAUCCCAACGAAAGUUCAAAAGUUCGAGACUCCUCUGUUAGAUUCUCAGAGAUGGGAGCCGCGCGGGUAAGGUUGUCUCCAAUCGGAUUUGUAGUUAUAGGACUUGUAGUUGUAGCGGUAAUUUACUACCUAUCGACUGAUGGAGGAAUUGGAGAGUUUUCGCACAAGUAUUUUGAGGGGGAAGACACAGUCUCGAUGAAAAAACUCAUUGUCACUGCAAUUCAUCUUGCCGAGAAAGGAGGAGUUGUUGUUCGUAAAAUUCGAAAUGGUGAAGAUCUAGGGGUAAGUAACUUCUUGAUACACCCUUACUUGAGCAGAGUUGUAGUUGCAGACGUUGGGAAAGCAAGAGUUGCUUGAAGUUUUUAUUUACAUUCAAGCUUAGGCUAUGCACCGCUUAGCUGGAGAAGAAAGCAAUCUUACUUACAUGUAAUAGUUUGAGCUUUCUAAUUCUAAAAAAAUCUUCCAAGGUUACAUAACAUAUCCGAUGAUUUCUUUCGGAAAUUGUACUUUUAUUAGAAGAAUGCUGAUUUGAAAGUAAACAGUUGUUUAAACAUUUGGAAUGCAUGGUUGCGUCGUGGCAAGAAAGAGUAACUUUUGAGAACUGUCAACGUGUACAACUGUGAUUUACAUAUACAAGUUAAAAUCGUAAACAGCUGAGUUAAAUCUCUAAUGGCGAUGCGUAAACCACCUACAUUUUAGCUCCAUUUCCCCAUAAUUUAUGAAAUUAAAUUUGCUGAGUAAGACUGUACACACAAGCAACAUAGUUUCAGACAGUAGUUUAUUCUCAGUUUCUUAGCUGUGUAAAAAUUUCCAUAAGAAUAUACACUUCCACGGUUUCUGAUAAUUUUUAAUGAGGAUCAGUUAGUGAAUAUUCAACAAAAAGCAUCUUUAUAUCAGUUAAGGUGCCAAGUUUGAAAGUUAUAUGACAGAAACAAGCAGCUCAGCAAAAUAGGCCACUUUUGAGAUAUUAAAAUUCAGCAUGAUAGCAAUUCUUAGGCUCUGCCCCGGCCGUCCACGUGUAUUUGGAUACUUGUGAAACUGCAUCCUCUUUUUACAAAUCGGCCUUCCGUCCACAUGAAACCAGUGAAUCCACGCACUGGAACCGCAUAUUUUUGAAACUGUCUUCCCGAGGGGAUUAUUUUGGAUCCGAUAGGUUUGGUGAAUUCAUGUGGACGACUGAAACCAGAUAUUUUUUAUGUCAGCUACAUCAUAAACCUGGGUCCAGGCUUAAAUGAAAACUUUGCAAGUUCAAAAUGGCAGACAACAAUGUUCUGUUGUUCUGACAGGUUGAGAAAUGUUGGCUAAAAGUGCUAGAAGAAGGAAAGAUACUUCCUAUGUAUUACAGAAUUGUAUUCAUGUGGGCAAGUGAAUCCAAACUGGAUACACCACACAGAAUUUGUGUAUGCAGUUUCAGCAUAUCGAGAUUCGUGUGGACGUGGCCUUAGAGGACACAAACAAAGAUAAUGAAUAAAUAUGUUUAUACAUGGACUUGUCCCCUGCCCAUGAAAAGUCUAAAAAGUCUGUGACUUUGCUGAGCCAUAUCUUCAUAAGUUUAUAACAUGUUACUCGCAACUUACAAAGUUUGUUGUACUGUUAUUGGCCACAUGUGCAUUUUCCAUAAAACUCCUCAAAAAUUUGGAAUUUCCCCCAGUAUUACAGUUGUCCCAAGAGAAACUUAAGUCAAAGCUUAAUGUGAAAAAUUUGGGGGUAAACAAGGUGUAUUGAAUGCAAUGUAAAAGUGGCAAAAAUGCACAAAAAGUGUAAAUCAAUAAUUUUGCAACCAAUCAUUCCUUGUCUUUCUUGCUUAUUUUACAGGAAGAAAGCAAAGGAAAGACACGUGAAGGAGCUAACAAUCCUGUAACGCAAGGAGACAUGCUGUCUCACAGGACUAUGUUUUAUGGCUUAAAAAAGGCAUAUCCUAAAGUAAAUGUAGUAUCUGAAGAACAUGACCAUGGGGAUGUUGAUUUGAAUGAUGUAAAGCUGCCAGAAACAUCGCAAAUUAUUGAUGGCAGUUUACAGUUCAACAAGGAAGAUGAGGUUGUGUCUACUGGCAACCUUUUAGUGUGGAUUGAUCCGCUUGAUGCAACGCAGGAAUAUACUGAAAACCUUGUUGAGUAUGUCACAACCAUGAUCUGCAUUGUGGUCAAAGGAAAACCUGUAGCUGGAAUAAUCCACAAGCCAUUUUUACAACAGACCUACUGGGCUUGGGUGGGACAUGGAUCCUCAGACAAUGUUCAAGUCCCUCAAGAAAGGGAUGCUGUGUUAACAUCACCAAGGGUGAUAGUCUCAAGAUCACAUGCAGGAAAAGUAAAUGCUACAGUAAGAUCAGCAUUUGGUCCACAAUCCAAAGUGAUACCUGCUGGUGGUGCAGGCUAUAAAGUGUUGUCAUUGUUUGAGGACAAAGCUGAUGCCUAUGUCCAUGUGACGUUAAUUAAGAAAUGGGACAUCUGUGCUGGUGAUGCCCUCCUGAGAACAUUGGGUGGCAAGAUGACAACGUUAGAUAAUGUUGAAAUUGAAUAUGGUAAUGCAGAAAAGCCAGCCAAUGAAGGAGGACUUCUUGCAGGAGUACACAAUCAUGCAGAGUAUCAAGACAAGCUUGCGCAUAUGUUAAAGUCAUAAUGGAGAGCAAAAUGCCUGACUCAAUAUUGCAGUGGAUAUCAGUAGUUAUUAUUGUAUGACAUGAUAUUUAUUUGUAGACAAAAAUUGUAAAAUUGUAAAUUGUAAUUUGUUUACCCACGGAUCACUAAGGAGUUCAUAUGAACUCGUUGAAACGUGUCCGUGCAUUCCAGAUCGAAUUGGAAUUUGAAAGUGUUGGUUUUUAAGGAGCCUGUAACAAAGUUGCACAGUUUUGUCAUCAGGUGCUAAAUACUGAAAUGCAAGGCCUGUAACUAAUAUAUUAUAUACACUGUACUGUAGCUAGAGGAAUGUCUGGGUAUCUGACAGUGUUGUUUAUAGUCAACUGCAUUGAGCUGUAUGUAGGUGGUCGUUGCCUGGGGUGUCUGCAGGCACUUCUAGACAGUGAAGCACUCUCAUGCUAGCAAACCCUGCAACCCAAUCGUGUGACUCUACAGAGAGUCUUCUGGGCACCUAUCACAUUAACAGUAGAAACAAAAUGUAGCUGGCGAGGGACAAGAAUGAAAACAAUGAUGAAUGGAAGACAGUGGCGGAUCCAAGGGAGGGGCCC
Messenger RNA from Porites evermanni, 3202 nucleotides. NCBI's taxonomy places the organism in Eukaryota, Metazoa, Cnidaria, Anthozoa, Scleractinia, Poritidae. The record is from the annotation of a GenBank genome assembly.